Messenger RNA from Eriocheir sinensis (Chinese mitten crab), 5538 nucleotides. RefSeq names its product integrin alpha-PS3-like. Gene Ontology annotation, cellular component: external side of plasma membrane; integrin complex. Gene Ontology annotation, biological process: cell-matrix adhesion; integrin-mediated signaling pathway; cell adhesion mediated by integrin. The record is from RefSeq and is a predicted model, not a curated record. Bases 20 to 3127 code for a protein of 1035 amino acids. Gene Ontology annotation, molecular function: integrin binding. The transcript is spliced from 23 exons. Lineage: Eukaryota; Metazoa; Arthropoda; Malacostraca; Decapoda; Varunidae.
UAAACCUCCAGGCAUCAAGAUGGCUGCACGGGGCAUGAGGGUGCCCUGCUUCCUGGCGGGGAUGCUGUGGAUGUUGUGGAUGGCUCCUCUCACCUCCUGCUUCAAUCUGGAGCCUCGCACAGCGGAUGUGUAUAGCGAUCCUUACUUUGCGACCCAAGGGCGGGAGUCUUACUUCGGCUUCUCUGUUGCUCUUCUGCAUAACAGUAAAAACAACACAAACUGGGUUUUGGUGGGUGCUCCCCGCGCCAACUCCAGUUUCUGCAACUCAGCCCAGAUCACUGAACCCGGAGCCAUGUUCAAGUGCAAUCUGGAGGGAGAUGUUUGCGAGGAGGUGAUCGUAGACAGAAGUGGUAAUGCAAAGUGCAGUUCCCACGACCUUUCCAGCUAUGGCUGGCUUGGAGGAAGUUUGGACAGCCAGCCACACUUAGAAGAAGACAGACAAGUUACUGGGGUGUGUGCACCUCGAUGGAGCAGCCAGUGGAUUUACCGUCAACAAAUAACGAAAGGUGUGUGCUUCUGGAUGGACUUCUCCGCUUCCCCUCUGAUGAUCAAGAAGGAGUUUCCUUUCUUUCCUCAAACAACACAUGGACAAGCUGGCAUGUCCAUCCACUUCCCUGAAAACCAGACCAAGUUCAUAGUCGGAGCUCCCGGUGUCAAGUGGCAUGGAUCGGUAAUACUUUUGGAGGACGGAGGCGUAUCAGAAAUGGGGCUUUCAAGGAACCGAAUGUUUCAAACUGUGCUGGUGCCUGAUCCUGUGUACAUCUCCACUGUCAAUCCCCAUGAUAUGUUUGGGUACGCCGUCACCUCGGGAAGAUUUUUGUCGAAGGAUAAGAUACUUUAUGCAGGUGGUGCUCCUGGAGGUGCUGAUUUCUAUGGCAAGGUUAUUGUUUUUGAUUUCGCUUGGAGGGGGUAUUCAGACUUGGAUACGGCCAAAGUGUUGACGGGCGAGCAGCUGGGUGAGUACUUCGGAGCAGCGCUGACGGCAGCAGACGUCAAUGGUGAUGGCCUGACUGACCUGAUUGUCGGCUCGCCCAUGUUUUCUCGCACCAAUCAUUCGGAUGUGGGCAGGAUUCACACCUUUCUCAGUGGAGAGGGAAAAGGACUCUUUGAACGUCCGGAGCCUCACUAUGGCAAAAAAGAGCGCCUUGAAAGGUUUGGCACGUCGCUAGCAUCUCCUGGGGACCUUAAUGCUGAUAAUUAUGAAGAUGUUUUGGUGGGAGCACCUUGGGAAGGCAGAGGAGCUGUGUACGUCUUUUUGGGGUCAAGGAAUGGCCUCCGGCAGCAGUACUCCCAGCGCCUCUCCCCAGAAGACUUUUCUCCUCCUGGCCUCAGAGGGUUUGGCAUGUCAAUGUCACGAGGCAUUGACAUAGAUAACAAUGGCUACCCAGAUGUGGCCAUUGGAAGCAUAUUGUCGGGGCACGUGGCGGUAGUCAAGACUAGACCAGUGGCAAAGUUAUCUGGCUGGAUCGUUGCCCGCCCAUCUAGUGUGCCCUGGGAAGGGAGGGCGAACCUCAACCUCACAACCUGCCUCCGCUACGAGGGACGCAGUGUGCCAAGAAACUAUUCCCUCCAAGUGUCCCUCACCUUGGACCAUGGAAGCCCCUCCCCUCGUGCCUCCUUCAGGGACAACUCAUACGUCCACACCUUCACUGAGGACUUGCUUGCCAACAGUGCAGACCCAGCUUGUCGGACUCACCAGGUGACUGUGAAGGAAAAUAAACUUGACCCUGACCAACCUCUGGACAUGAAGCUGGAGUAUGAUCUUUUACACACUCCUGCGACUGACUUGAUGAAGCAACCCACGACAAGCCCUAGCGAGACACACACCAGCAUGACUCAAGUGAGCAUUUCAAAGGGAUGUCAGAAGAUCUGCAGAGUGGAUAUGAAGGUUGAGGCGGAUCUCGGUCUUGGAGAAGACAAGAAGCUGGUGGUGGGGCACAGAGACAAACUGGUACUGCGCACCGUUGUGUCUAACAAUGGCGACUCUGCCUACUUCCCCGCCGUAAAUGUGACUGUGGGGCCGCCUCUCACUCUCGUUCUGCCCCAGUCGCAUGACUGUAGGUUCUUCAGUGCCGACUUGAGGACCUCGCUUGUGUGCAGCCUUUCCAACCCAAUCAAGAACAGUACCACGGACGUUGUGGAGGUGACUGUGGAUGCCAGCUUGUUGACAGAUGGCUCAAGUAACCCGUGGAUACAGGUCAAUGUUAGUGGAGAAGGAGAAGAGUUGAAGCCUGAGGAUAAUCAUUGGUCAAAGAGCCUCCCUUUGGAAGCUCAUGCUAGCCUUGAACUAUAUGGAGCUUCCAAGAGAGAGCAAGUGUUUUACAAGCAUGUGGGUGGAGACAACAUCAACGCAACAGUCAACCCAAGAUUUACGCACACCUUCACUUUAGUGAAGAAGGGACCCACACCGCUUGGCCAGGUGGAUCUGACCGUUGAUGUUCCUGUCAAUGUCACAGACGGUCAAAACCUACUCAAGCUCCAUUUUCCAAAGACAGAUUUCUUGCAUCAGCCGUUCCAUUGCAAGCUGAGCAGCGGGAGCUUUGAGAGAGAUGAUGUGAGUCAGGGAGGAGGCGUGGCCACUGGUGGUAACACUGGAAGGGAUGCAAAACCUUCCCUGCAGCCCAUAAUUGUGAGUGCUCAGAAGGACGAGGGUGACGGGACCCAGUACUUCGACUGUUCCUCGAGCCUAACAAGAUGUGCGCAACUCUCCUGCCACAUAUACAACUGGCCAGUGGACACCGAGACAGCCAAGCUUACUAUGGAGCUGGAGGUUGAUCUUAGUGUCAUGGCCAAGCACAUGUCCGCUAAGGGAGGAGCAGUCCUGGUGACCUCGGGGCGUGCCAGCAUCCAGCCCCUCGCGCCUCGAAUGGACUUUAUUGGCGUAAGGGAGGCACGCGAGGAGGUGGGGACUCGAAUCCAGCCGGAGUUUCUUCAGGCCAACGGGAUCCCCUGGUGGGCUCCCCUGCUGGCUGUGAUUGCAGCCCUCUUGCUCUUGGGACUCCUGACGUAUGGACUAUACAAGGCUGGAUUCUUCAAGCGUAAGAAAAUGGAGGAAAUGAAGGCCCAGCAAGCAGAGACUGAUAGAGCAAACUGUGCAUCAGAUAACCAAGGUUUUCUUGGAGACUAAAGGAGCCUGCUCACUGCUGUGUGUCGGUGUCAAAGAAACUCUUCAGUCAACCAAUUGGAAGGUUAAUGUUAAGUCUCCCUAAGAUGUCGCCAAAGUGGUGAGAGGAGUAAUUGUUAGGCUAGUAACUGUACUCUGGCGGGAGUCAAGAGUGUAAGUGUUAGUUAGUGUGUGGAUAGAGUGACUUCAGGUCCAUUAAUGUUGUGAUCUCACACAGCGAAGAUGAUAAGCUCAUGUGGAAGAUACAUUUGUUAAACGUGCCUUGUUUGAGUAGUGAUGAUUACCUUACUUGCAAGAAACUGAUUAUAAUUAGGAUACUUUAUAUACCUGUGAGUUGAGUGCAUAAAACUCUCUCUCCCUUUGACAUGGUUUGUGUCGUCUUCUAAGUGCAGGUAAAAGCCAUGGUCCGCAUGAUGAAUGAUCAGGGGUGACAUGGCACGUAUAUCCCGUACUAAGCGGCACAUUUGCUAAAACUAGUUAGUAGCAGUCUAGUGAUUGUAUUGUUUAUUAUCGAGCAGUCUUUCCAAAUGUAUGUUAGCUCCAUGGAGCGGCGACCUGUGCCCAGCAAGACCACGCCUGAUCUCGCUCCUUCGCUACAUACAGUCUGCUCACGAGCACGAGGGCGUGGGUGGAUGUGUCUGAGGCUUGCCUGUACACAGCUUAUUUCUGAGGUGAUAUUUACAUGAAAUGUAGGCGGCACUUUGAAAUACUUAAUAGCCUGUCCUUCCUGACUUUUGAAUUAUUCACCGACACGUUGAAGUUUCUCAAAUAUUUCUAGUUUCGGAAAAAUGUUUGCAGUUUUUAUAAGAUUUACAGAUACCUUACAUACUUUACACACCACUAAUACCAACGAGUAAUGUGUUGCAUAAUCAUAUUUGUAGUUUUGUGUGUGUGUGUGUGUGUGUGUGUGUGUGUGUGUGUGUGUGUGUGUCUGAAAUUCCUACCAGAAUAAGUUGUAGUGACUUUCUCUGUGUUGAGCUUUGGUUCACAGUCCACAUGUCAUUGUUGGCGUCAUUGUCGUCAUCGUAGCAUAAGUAAGCAGCAUUGUAGUAAAAGUAGUAUUGUUAAGGGUUUACAGCAAUCGGAGCAAGUGAAUGACGUGAAAAAGCAAUAUACCUCGCAAAGAAGUUAGCUGUGAACAGUCGGAGCUGUUAUUGAGGAUUGGCAAGGCCGGUGAACAACUGUUGUAAAGUAAUACUGUUUCUACACUGCCACCAUCACCCUUCCCUGUUAUUACUUUGUCUCCUCUCCAGAGUCUGUAUUUGCCAUAACCCUCUAGGAUAGUGACAUACUUAAGUUUGAUCUCCACGUGGAACAUGAUUUCAAGCUUUUUUUCCCAAAAAAAAGUUUAGUUCCAGUGUAUUCGCGCCUAGACCAUCUGUGUCAGCAAAUACCCCUUUCAUACCGUUCAUACUGCUGACUACUUCGCCCUUCUCACUUCCUCUCUCUGCAGAUUCCACUUCCUCAGCCUUUGAUUCAGCACCUUCCUGCAGGGCCUUUUCUUUUCUCCAUUCUCUGAUCAUUUUCCCCUGGCUUUGUACCGACUCCGUUACUUCUGCUCUUUCUUCCCCAUUUGUUUCACCUUACCACACAUUCCUGAGGCCUUCGCCUUGGUUAGCAGACUAUGUUGAUGUUUCAGCAGAAGGCAGACACCGAGGUGACUGUCAGUUAGACUAUUAGUAGAUCACUAGAUCGGGUAACCUUUAAUGAGAGAACAGGCUCACCGUUGCCUUUUCCCACGUAGUAUUAUCAUUUACCUUGGUCUGUUGAUGAAAUGUAUCUUUGUAAUGUAUCUUUGAAAUGUAUCUCCACACACGUUUCCAACCUUAAUAUAUCAGUCUGCUCUUGAACUUCUUGCUUCCCUUUCAAGACUCUGGAUAUUAUACUUUUAUCUUCUGCCAGUUAUAGUAAUUUUUCUCUUUGUUCUCUGUCCUUAUCAGCGUUCAGUUUUCAACUGGCUCUUUAUUUUCCCAAGGCCUUUGUCUGCUGGACCCCUCACCAGUGUCUCCCUUGUUCUCAGCAUCCUGACACCCCCCCCCCCCUCCACUCCUUCCUGUUUUUCAUUCCUCGGAUGGUCUAGAAUCUCUAGCAGUUCUUCUUCCUUUUAUAAACAAUUUUAAAAGAUUCCUUUAGGGGCAAUACAUUUACCUAAAUGUUGUGUGGAAUUCUAGUUAAAGUAAAAAUAUUAUGUUGUGUAAUAAAAAUUCAAUAGCGAUUACCCAAGAAACUAUAUGGCUACUAAAAUUCAGGAGCUACUACUAUUUUGGAGUGCCAUUACAUGGACAUAAAAGGCCUGACAACAGGACGGGAGGCAUUACAUUAGAAUAGAACAGUGGUUGCAAUAAGACUUCAAUAUUUACCUAGGCCAUUUUCAUCAUCGAGUUAUUGAAGCAUUAAUAAAAGCAUAUCACAUU